AUGGCGACUGCGAGCAACUUGUCGUCGCCAGUCCUGGGCCCGACCAGCAAACUGCAGCCGAAUGGCCAGUUGGGCGAGACGGGCCUGGACAAGGGGCUCAGGGAGGAGGAGCUCCAGCGACAUUUCUCGGUGUGGAGCGUGUCCACCCGAAGCACUGGCAGCAGCAGCGAUGAUCUCAAUAAGAUCGAGAGUGACGACGAGAAGCGUCAUUCCUCGACAGAAGACGGCCUGGGACUCACUGGGGAUGUGGUUCCAAACUGUCAGCUUAGUUCGUCUGCUGCGAAGCGCCAAGCUGUCUUGGGUAAUGGUUCAGAGUGGAAGAUUCUGGUACCCUGGUUGCGAGCAGGUGCGUUUGAUUCGGAUGACUUCUACGAGGCUGGAUGCUGA
Symbiodinium sp. CCMP2592 is the source of this 387-nucleotide messenger RNA. The record is from the annotation of a GenBank genome assembly. NCBI's taxonomy places the organism in Eukaryota, Dinophyceae, Suessiales, Symbiodiniaceae.